Aureobasidium uvarum is the source of this 1473-nucleotide messenger RNA. The record is from the annotation of a GenBank genome assembly. NCBI's taxonomy places the organism in Eukaryota, Fungi, Ascomycota, Dothideomycetes, Dothideales, Saccotheciaceae.
AUGGCUGUUUUGCCUGCCAUACUAUGCUGCUUAACACUGACAUCAGCACAUCCACAUCCAGGCAAGGUCGACCAUGUUGCCACCAAAGCUGAAAUCCCCAGCUGGACUGGAAACUCCCUGUCGUGGGUGAAUAAACAGACUUGUCGAUGGCUGAGCAAUUGUGGAACAUCGGGCUCGAGUGGCGAAGAUGCGCCUUACCAGAACGUACAAUCGAACCAGCGAACGCUUCUAUCACAGGCACAACUCCAGAACUUACCGGAUACUUCGUCUUUCUGGACUAGCGGUCUCGAAACACUAGAACAAUGGUCAAGAGAAGAACACCUUUCCCGAAAGAUUCCUCAAUAUGUCUACGACUAUACACCAUAUGUUCAUUUGUUCUCGGGAGAGCAAUUCUGGCCGUGCGAUAUCGCCGAACAUCUUGUUCACACGUCACCUUACGCAAACUACACUCUUAUACGGAGCAUGGAAAACGACAGAACACUUGACAAUCUCGAUGAGCUUAACGCGUAUGCUCCCUAUGCGUAUUUGAAGAGCGAGGAUAACGUGGAAGAACGACCGGAUUGGUUAGGCGGAAGUUCAAACAUACCUAGAGCACCUGAAGACUUCUACGAUGUACAUUCUGAUCAAGUAUUGAAGAACCCGCCGCUCAAGCCAGGACCUGUGCGAGGUCAGAAACAAUGGAACUAUUUCAGCAGACAUGGUUCUGAGAACCGCGGCAAGCCGUCAGACCGUCUGCAAGAACGUGGAGGGCAUAGCUCUGCACCAGCAGUGCUCAUUGUUGUGCCUAAGGAAGACGGGGUAGUCGACGCUUUCUGGUUUUACUUUUACAGCUACAACCUUGGAAACAAAGUACUGAACAUCCGAUUCGGUAACCAUGUAGGAGACUGGGAGCAUUCAAUGGUCAGAUUCCGUAACGGUACUCCCGAAGCAGUGUACAUCUCGGAACACGGAGCGGGAGAAGCAUACGCAUACCACGCAAUCGAAAAGUACGGCAAGCGACCAGUCAUCUACAGCGCAACAGGCACACACGCCAUCUAUGCAACACCGGGGUUGCACCCGUACGUAUUGCCGUGGGGGCUCUUGCACGACCAGACUGAUAAAGGGCCGCUAUGGGACCCGAACUUGAAUCACCAUGCGUAUGUGUAUAACCACACGACUCGACACUUGAAGUCAUCGGCGCAAACACCAUAUGCACCGGUGAGUUGGUUCAACUUCAAGGGCCACUGGGGAGACAAAAUCUACCCCACGAGCGACAAGAGGCAGUACAGAUUCUGGGGACAGUAUCACUAUGUCAGUGGACCGUUCGGACCUAGGUUUAAGAAUCUAGGACGUAAGAAGGUGUGCCAGCGUAUGCAAGCACAGUGCAUAAUAAGACACUGGCUUGGAGAUGAGGAAGGUAGCGACGAUGGGGAGAAGAGGUUGCCAGGAGAAGAAGUAGGGGAUGAGGUAGAGGGUCCAGAGACGACAGAGUAG